AUGAGUCAACGAAAUGAGCAUGCGGUUCUGGCUUUAGAGACGGGCGAGUGCAAACAUUGUGAACUGCUCUCAGUGAAGAUGCUUUGUGCUCGUCUGAACUAUUUUCAGACCGCACCCACCUUUUCAUCGGAGGGCUCUCGUGCAGGGAUUGGGGACAGGUUCGCCGUGCUCAGCAACCUCCCAAGCCAGACAUCAGGACUGUCCUUAAUAAGAAGAGGAAGUCCUGACACUCUGGUGCCCAUGCUGGUGGGGGUAGUCCCUCACGGGGUGGUGCGCGCUCGAGAGCUUUUCACCCUGCCCCAUUACCCUCACAAAACUCCUCCAUCCCCGCCACUUUGUGUGAUCCCAGGGGAGGUGGUUUCCAGCAAGAUAUUAGAUGUUCCAGUGUUUCCUGCCGUCAUUCAGGACACGGAACAUCUAACAUCCCCUCAAAAGGAAGUUCCGUUUUCGGCUGUACAUCCGGUCAUUCUAGAGGCCUUCUGCCCUCCACCGUUCACAACGCCGGAGCAGAAGAAAUCUUAUAGACUGUAUCCAGUCCAUGCUCUUCAGGCUUACAUCCACCGCACUAGCCAGUGGCUGCGCUUGCCGCUGCUCCGCCACGGUCUGCGGAUUGAAGAGCGAGAGGAAACCGUCUUUACUUCUCUUUUAAAGGUGAACUAUGGAGCUACUAGCUAUGCAUUAAGCGAUAAACGCCUGUAUCCUUCUUUUGUGAGAACAAUCCCUAGCAACAAAGACCUGAUAGAGAUGAUUAUUCACAUCAUACGGUGGUUUGGAUGGAACUGGGUCGCCUUUCUUGGUAGCCAAGAUGAUUACAGUUCAGAUGGACUAAAGCUAUUUAACAAGUAUAUAAACAAUACUGGCAUUUGUUUGGCCUAUCAAGAUGGUCUAAGUCUAAAUGCAAACUAUGGUCUAACACUUAAAAAGAUUGAUAAGCUCAAAAUUAAUGUCAUUGUUGUUUUUGCUUUGCCACAAUAUGCAAGCAAAAUUAUCAAAGCAGCCAUUGCAAACAACAUCCAAGACAAAGUAUGGAUUGCAAGUCAAGCAUGGGCUAUGAAUCAGCAGCUUCCAAGAGAGCUAGGAAUUGGAAAAAUUGGCACAAUCAUUGGCAUUACAGAGAGACUGUUGUCAUUGCCUGGAUUCAAUGAAUUUGUAUAUAAAAUCAGUCGAAUAACUGAUAUUGGCCAUAAUUAUAGAGCUGAGACUGGCAUCCUGGGGAUGAGAAAGACAUGUAAUCAAGUUUGUGAUUACUGCUCUUUGUUGACUGCAGAGGAGAUCAUAAAUGAAAAUCCCACAUUCUCUUUUGCCAUCUAUGCUGCCAUAUAUACCAUAGCUCAUGCGUUACAUAAGGUUCUGCAGUGCGACAUGAAUGAAUGCCACAGAAACACAAUGGCCAAGCCAUACAUGCUUCUUAAAGAGAUAAGUAAUUUGGAUUUUCCACUCAAUGGCCGUCAGGUGAAAUACAAUGACCAUUAUGAUCCAACGAUCAGUUAUGCAGUUGUGCUCUGGCGCACUGAUGUGAAUCCUCCACAGUUUGAGAUGGUUGGCACAUAUGAUACUCAUCCUGAAAUUACUUUUAGUAUCGACAACUCUCUCAUGCCAUGGCAUAACAAUGGUUCUGUUAUAUUCUCAAACUGCUCUAUUGAGUGUAAGGCGGGAUAUUCAAGGCAAACUGAAGGUUUUCAUAGUUGCUGUUUUUCCUGUAAAAAAUGCCCAUCCAACAGCUAUGUGGAUUUUUCUCGGGCAAAACCUCAGAAGAGCAGCUCUACACCAUCAGAGCGAGACCAGCUGCGCUUGGCCCACGACUGGAAAAUGCUAGCUGACAUUGGUCGGCAACUUGUGUUUCCUCCGGAGAUCGCAACCACCACCCUAAGACCUGACAUGGUGCUCUGGUCCCUUUCGCUAAAGAAGGUCUUCAUUAUUGAGCUCACAGUACCCUGGAAGGACUCGGUAGAUGAGGCUUAUGAACGAAAACAUCUGCGCUAUGCCGAUCUAGCUGCCGAAGCACGGCAUCAUGGCUGGAACACAGAAGUCCGACCAGUGGAGGUGGGCUGCAGAGGUUUUGUAGCAACAUCUACAACCAGACUGCUUAGAGACCUGGGAAUUAAGGGCCAGAGCCAGCGUUCGGCAAUCAGAGCUGUAUCGGAGGCGGCAGAAGGCAGCAGUCAAUGGCUCUGGAUGAAGAGGAAAGACCCCAGCUGGGCCCCGAAGUGA
This is a messenger RNA of Carassius carassius (crucian carp), 2211 nucleotides long. RefSeq names its product taste receptor type 1 member 3-like. The coding region runs from base 1 to 2211 and encodes 736 amino acids. Gene Ontology annotation, molecular function: G protein-coupled receptor activity. Gene Ontology annotation, biological process: G protein-coupled receptor signaling pathway. Lineage: Eukaryota; Metazoa; Chordata; Actinopteri; Cypriniformes; Cyprinidae. Gene Ontology annotation, cellular component: membrane. The record is from RefSeq and is a predicted model, not a curated record. The transcript has 9 exons.